AUGAAUAAUAGUAUAAAACGUCGGAAAGCUGAUGUGAAACGACUGGAAAAAAAGCAUAUUUGUCAGACUUGUAGUGCGAGGUUUCCUUUUCCGAAUAAAUUGCGUCUGCAUAUCAAAUCAAAUCAUUCCCGUAAGUUCUUUGCAAAGUGUCAAGCUUUAUGUCUAGCACAUGCUUGUGAAUUGUGUCCCUUGCGUUUCAAUCGCUUCAAUGAACUACGUACACACAUGUGCCAUGCUCAUAAGAUCAUUCAUUCGUGUCACCUUUGUACAUAUUCAUCUGGUGUUAAGGCAGAGUUAAAGAAACAUGUAAUCAGAUGCCACGAAAGUGGUGUGCGUUGCACUAUUGGUGGGUGUACAGCAGUAGUAGCUUACAAUAGAUUAAGACGACAUAUUAGUGAAGUUCAUUGUGCAGGAAAACGAAAUAUUCAAAGCAGUUCAAAUGAAGAAAACGAUCAGGCAUUGAAAAUCCCUGCAGUUACUGAAAGUCACUCUGAUGAAGAAAUCACUGAUGCAAAAUCCGUGUCAACAGUUGAAGAAUCUGGCUUCGAAAGCAAUACAUCUGAAGAUAAUUCGGUUGUUUCCUCCUGUCAGCCUUCAGUGGAUCAGGUAAAUGCGCAAAACCUGCAAAUUAAUGAAAAAGAAAGGCUGAAUACAGCAACAGUAGCUGAAACUAAUUAUAGUGUUCUGCAUGGUGAAGUUGAAUUUAAUCAAGUAUGUCAAAGAAAAGUGGAUUAUUCAGAUAAAGGUGAGAGUGGAAAUUCGUUGGCAUCUAUUAAAACACAAAAAACUGAACAAAAGGAUACUAUGAUUUCAUUUGCUUCAACAGAAUCAGGCAAAUAUUCGUGCCCAGAGUGUAAGAAAGCCUUUCAGUGUGUUAAGCAGUCGAGACAGCACUGGAAUCGCACACAUCGCGAAAAAAGAUCAAAAUUGAAAACUCAUGGGUGUGAAGUUUCAGAGUAUGCCAAACGCUUGUUGGGCCAUUCAGAACUUCAAGGUUACGUAUCUGCUGCUUAUAAUCAACAAACUUCGUAUACUUGUUCAACAUGUAUCAAGGAGUUCAGUAGUCGGGCUCAAUUUGCUAUUCACUUACAGCGAUAUCAUUUAGUGAGCAUUCGUGAUGUGCCACAUGGUUUCUCUGACGAAACUAAUGUCAGUGGCAGUCAUGCUGUUAACGGAUUACAUACUAACCUUCAAAAUGUUAUGCUUAAGAGGAGAGAUAUUCCUGCAUAA
This is a messenger RNA of Thelazia callipaeda (thelaziosis nematode), 1230 nucleotides long. The record is from the annotation of a GenBank genome assembly. Lineage: Eukaryota; Metazoa; Nematoda; Chromadorea; Rhabditida; Thelaziidae.